Helianthus annuus (common sunflower) is the source of this 966-nucleotide messenger RNA. RefSeq lists its product as uncharacterized. The record is from RefSeq and is a predicted model, not a curated record. The transcript has a single exon. NCBI's taxonomy places the organism in Eukaryota, Viridiplantae, Streptophyta, Magnoliopsida, Asterales, Asteraceae. The coding region runs from base 1 to 966 and encodes 321 amino acids.
AUGUAUCCGUGCAAAUUGAGUAUCUCCGGUACAUGGUCGAAAUUGAUUAAGAGUUGUAAAAGAUUUAAAGUGGGUGGCACUUCUGCUCCUCAAAUGAUCCGCGGCAUAGUGGGUAACGGGAUGGAUAUUAAAUUCUGGAUUGAUCCUUGGGUUUCUAAUACCCCGUUAAAGGUUUUGUUUCCUAACUUGUUCCGGCUUGAAAGAAAUAAAUGGUGCAGCGUUGCGGAUAGACUUGGAGGUCUCUAUGGCAAUGGGCCGGUUUCUUGGAGCUGGCGUGUUUACCCCUCCUCGCCAGAACAGGUCGCCGAUCUGAUUAGUUGCCACAGAAUGAUUCUGGGCCAAUGCUUGGUAAACAGGGCUGACACUUGGGCAUGGUAUGAUAGUGGCCCGCUUGAUUUUUCGGUCAACAUUGCAAAACAUUGGGCUGUUAGUGCUCGGGUUGGCAGCAUCAUCCCUUCCAUCAAUUUUAAUUGGUGUAAGUGGAUCCCGUUAAAAUGUAAUGUUUUCAUGUGGAGGUUGUUGUUGGAUAGAAUUCCGACUAAAGUGGCGCUUCGUAGUAGAAACAUCAUCCAUGGAGAGGUUUCUUGUGGUUUCUGCAUGCUUGAAAAAGAGAAUGUGGAUCACAUGUUUACGGCUUGUGGUAUGGCGGCUGGUUUGUGGCAGGGUAUCGCUUCUUGGGUUAAACUUCCUCCCAUUUUUCUCUUCUCGGUUAAAGAUAUUGUCGAAGUGGUUGAAGGUUCGAGAUGGUCGAAGAAUAAAAAGGAGCUAUUAUAUGGGAUCCUCAUUGUGGCUUGUUGGCGUCUAUGGAAAGCUCGGAACGAGAGAGUUUUUGCUCAAAAGAAUAGGAACGCCGUAGAGUUAGUGGCGGACAUUAAGUCCCUGUCUUAUCUUUGGUUAUGUAGUACAGGUAGAUUUGGUGGGGUGGAUUGGAAGGGGUGGAAGUCAUUUGUUUUUGAUGUGAUGUAA